Molecule: messenger RNA, 447 nt
Organism: Lactuca virosa
Lineage: Eukaryota; Viridiplantae; Streptophyta; Magnoliopsida; Asterales; Asteraceae
Source: the annotation of a GenBank genome assembly
AUGGACCAUUUGACAUAUGCAAAUAUUGAAAAUGAGAUUGUAGUUGAUGAUAUCGAUGACGAUUUGGGAAAUGAGGAUGCUGUACUUUUUGAAGAACAAUUAGAAGAGCCCCAAUUAGAAAAGGAAAUUGGUUCAACUUCACUACUUGAUCAUGGAAAAUACGAUGUGCCCGAUGAUGCUAAAACUUGGGUUCUUAGGAGAGUUGGAAAUUUGUAUAAGGCAAAAGAAAUACGCAAGUCUCUAAAAAAUAUGCACACGGCUGGUCCAAAAAGUUUUGCUACAAUUCGUGACGAGAUGGAACAAAUGAAGAAGUACGAACAUCUAGAAGAUGAAAGUGAUAUCGUAGAUCCUUAUAUGAUUGUGAUGAAAAAAGGGAAUGAUGGAUACCGUCGACUUUAUGGUAGAGACGUUACUAAUAGAUUGAUAAAAAAAAGUGGGUGGUGGUGA